Messenger RNA from Colletotrichum orchidophilum, 423 nucleotides. RefSeq lists its product as uncharacterized. Gene Ontology annotation, cellular component: mitochondrial intermembrane space; respiratory chain complex IV; mitochondrion. Lineage: Eukaryota; Fungi; Ascomycota; Sordariomycetes; Glomerellales; Glomerellaceae. The coding region runs from base 1 to 423 and encodes 140 amino acids. The transcript is spliced from 2 exons. Gene Ontology annotation, biological process: mitochondrial respiratory chain complex IV assembly. The record is from RefSeq and is a predicted model, not a curated record.
AUGGGCCUGUUCUCCUCCUUCCAAUCCGAAGAAGCAAAGCGCGCCGAAGAAGUCCGCACAGGCGCCGUCGCCCCGGACCGGAGCGAGCGCCGCAAGUGCUGGGAGGCCCGCGACGCCUACUUUGGCUGCCUCGACCGCAACAUCAUCGCCGACGCCCUCAAGGAUGACGCAAAGGCCCGCAAGGUGUGCCCCGCCGAGAACCAGGUGUUUGAGCGCGAUUGCGCCGCUGCUUGGGUAAAAUACUUCAAGCAAUGGCGCGUAGCAGACCUCCAAAAGAAGCAGCGCAUAGCCCAGCUCGAAGCCGAAAACGCAAUCAAGAUGGACGUCACUACUACAUUCGCCGACCAACCUUCCUCCUCUCCCAAGGGCCCCGCGCCGAGUAAGGUUGAUUUGCAGGAUAUGCUCGCCUCAAGGAGGCAGUAA